This is a messenger RNA of Canis lupus familiaris (dog), 381 nucleotides long. RefSeq names its product 60S ribosomal protein L27-like. Gene Ontology annotation, biological process: translation. Gene Ontology annotation, cellular component: ribosome; cytosolic large ribosomal subunit. The transcript has a single exon. Lineage: Eukaryota; Metazoa; Chordata; Mammalia; Carnivora; Canidae. Gene Ontology annotation, molecular function: structural constituent of ribosome. The record is from RefSeq and is a predicted model, not a curated record. Bases 34 to 366 code for a protein of 110 amino acids.
UUUCUGCUGUAGGCUCGAGUGACUGGUGUCGAGAUGGGCAAGUUCAUGAAACCCGGGAAGGUGGUGCUGGUCCUGGCCGGACGCUACUCCGGAGGCAAAGCGGUCAUCGUGAAGAACAUUGAUGAUGGCACCUCAGACCGUCCCUACAGCCAUGCUCUAGUGGCCGCAAUUGACCGCUAUCCCCGAAAAGUGACAGUUGCCAUGGGCAAGAAGAAAAUCGCCAAGAGGUCAAAGAUCAAGUCUUUUGUGAAAGUUUAUAACUACAAUCACCUCAUGCCCACGAGGUACUCUGUGGAUAUCCCUUUGGACAAAACUGUCGUCAACAAGGAUGUCUUCAGAGACCCUGCUCUUAAAUGCAAGGCCUGACGAGAGGCCAAGGUC